This is a messenger RNA of Fundulus heteroclitus (mummichog), 1535 nucleotides long. It is a transcript of the gene rassf11, whose product is annotated as Ras association domain family member 11. The coding region runs from base 83 to 1519 and encodes 478 amino acids. The transcript has 2 exons. The record is from RefSeq and is a predicted model, not a curated record. NCBI's taxonomy places the organism in Eukaryota, Metazoa, Chordata, Actinopteri, Cyprinodontiformes, Fundulidae. Gene Ontology annotation, biological process: signal transduction.
CCGCUUCCUCGUGAAACAGAAACAACAAGAGCCCUCGUUCCGUCAAAGGCCAACUCUUUUACAGAUCGAGAACUGGGGGAGGAUGGAGGUGAAGGUGUCCGUCAACGGCAUCCAACGCGUCGUGUGCGGAGUCACCGAGGAGACGACGUGCCAAGACGUGGUCCUGGUGUUGGCUCAGUCUCUCGGGCAGCCGGGACGCUACACCUUGAGAGAGAAGUUCAAAGACUUUGAGCGGUGCAUGACCCCCGACGAGCGGCUUCUGGAGACGCUGGGGCGGUACGGUGAGCAGGCCAAGGAGGUCCAGCUCAGCCUUCAGCACAACGGGCCCUCUGCCUCGGACGAAACGGGCAGAGGGAAGGUCGGCCGAUACCAGCCCUGCCCGCCGCUCAGGCGGAAAGACGUGGGCGCCAAGAUGCGGAGGAGCAGCGGCUCCCUGAGCUUGCACCGCCAGAGCUUGCCGCCAUUGUCCAGCUUGAGAGAAGAGGCCGAGCCGAGAAAGGACAACCCCAAGAUGCCAAAAAGAAAGUCUCUGACUCUGGUGGAGGAGGCCUGGGAAUGGCUGGAGAGCCUGGGCAAAGGGAAGGUCUACAGCACGACGGGUGACAAGCAAAGCAAGAAGAGGGCGGAUAAACGGGGCCGCGCCUCUUUGGAUUUGUCCCUCUUCGUCACGAAAGAACACUUUGAUGAGGGCGGCAAAGGCACAGGCAGGAGUCAGAGAAGUUCCAAAUCAGACUUGGACCACCAAACCUCCUGCUGCAUUGGCAAUCAGGCGAGGGAUAAAGGCAAGCGCUCGAAGAAGACCCAGGAGUCCAAAUCGGACCCCAGCGGCUCGAGCUGUGCGGCGGUAGCCGGCGAUGAGAAAAAUCGGCUCAGAGACUCCAUCAUAUGCCAGCUGCUGUGCCUGCAGGACCUACAGGCCCAGAUCACGACCACGGACAAAGAGAUCUUCACCCUGGAGCAAAGGCAGAAAGCCAAAAGAGCCGAAGAAGAAGCCCAGGAGAGGUCGGCCGUGGAGGAGAUGGAGCAAAUACGAUUCUGGGAGAAGGAACUAAAAGCCGAGGAGAGCUACGAGAAAGACUUGCAGCGCCAGUUCCUGGAGAUGAAAGCCAAGGUUGCCGAGUGCAAAGCUACACUGGAGGAGUUCAAGCGCGAAAUCCAGGGGGUGGAUUGUGUUGGCAAUCUGAACGUUGCUCAAGAGGACCCAGAGGUAGUUGCAGACGCUCGCGGAAGAGUUGCCACCGAGAUCCCUGCCGAUUGCAGAGAGGUCGGAGAUCUGGAGGGAUCUGAGUGCGCCGUGGAUGGCGAUGUCAACAGGAAGUUCCCGCCCCAAGAAGGCCGCAGCCCUCCUCAAGUUUUAGUUCCUCCAAAUCAGAUAAAGGAGCGGCGGCCCACCGGCCCCACCGAGCUGAGGGAGUGGUGGAAACGCUGGUCAGAAGCUCAGAAGGCUCAGUCCCAGGAUGAGAAGAAGGUGGUUCACCGCUCUGAGCUCACUAUAUACCUGAGAAGCACCCAGGUUUAGGAGCAGCUGCUGAAAA